CCUGACCUGGGGCAGAAGCAUGAAGUUGCUCAUUCUGGUUGCCCUCUUUGGGCUCGGCCACACCCAGCACAACCCUCACACCAAGCCCGGGAGGACAGCCAUCGUCCACCUGUUUGAGUGGCGCUGGGCCGACAUCGCUGCAGAGUGUGAGCGUUUCCUGGGUCCCAAUGGCUUCGCUGGAGUUCAGAUCUCCCCACCUAAUGAGCACAUUGUGCUGAACAAUCCCUGGAGGCCGUGGUGGCAAAGGUACCAGCCAAUCGGCUACAACCUGUGCUCCAGAUCUGGCAAUGAGAACGAGCUGAGAGACAUGAUCACCAGAUGCAACAACGCUGGGGUCAACAUCUAUGUGGACGCUGUCAUCAACCACAUGUGUGGUGCCGGUGGUGGAGAGGGAACCCACUCUUCAUGCGGGAGCUGGUUCAGUGCAGGGAGAAAAGAUUUCCCCACUGUCCCUUUUACCCACUGGGACUUCAACGACCACAAAUGCAGAACAGGAAGUGGCAAUAUUGAGAACUAUGGUGAUGCCAAUCAGGUACGUGACUGUCGCCUGGUUGGUCUGUUGGAUCUCGACCUGGGGAAAGAAUAUGUUAGGAGCAAGGUGGCCGGGUUCAUGAACAAACUGAUCGACAUGGGCGUGGCUGGAUUCAGAGUGGAUGCCUGCAAGCACAUGUGGCCUGGUGACCUGGCCAACAUCUACGGUCGUCUCCACAACCUCAACACCAGGUGGUUCUUUGGUGGCUCCAGACCCUUCAUCUUCCAGGAGGUUAUUGAUCUUGGAGGUGAGCCCAUCACAUCUAGUGAGUAUUUCCAUCUUGGAAGGGUGACCGAGUUCAAAUAUGGUGCCAGACUGGGAAGUGUCUUCAGGAAAUGGAACGGCGAGAAGCUGUCUUUUACCAGGAACUGGGGAGAGGGUUGGGGUUUCAUGCCCAAUGGAAAUGCUCUUGUCUUUGUUGACAACCAUGACAACCAGAGAGGUCACGGUGCUGGUGGCGCUUCUAUCGUUACUUUCUGGGACUCCAGGCUCCACAAAAUGGCUGUUGGCUACAUGCUGGCCCACCCUUACGGGGUAACCAGGGUGAUGUCUAGCUUCCGCUGGAACCGUCACAUCGUGAACGGGAAGGAUCAGAAUGACUGGAUGGGCCCUCCCAGCCACAGUGAUGGAUCCACUAAGUCCGUUCCCAUCAACCCUGACCAGACCUGUGGAGACGGAUGGGUGUGUGAGCACAGAUGGCGUCAGAUUAAGAACAUGGUCAUUUUCCGUAAUGUGGUCGACGGACUGCCUCAUUCAAACUGGUGGGACAAUGGAAGCAACCAGGUUGCGUUUGGACGUGGUAACCGUGGUUUCGUCGUCUUUAAUAAUGAUGACUGGAAUCUGGAUGUAAUCCUGAACACCGGCAUGCCUGGUGGCACCUACUGUGACGUGAUUUCCGGCCAGAAGGAAGGACAUAGGUGCAGUGGGAGGCAGAUCCAUGUUGGGGGUGAUGGCCUUGCUCACUUCAGGAUCAGUAACGGAGAUUAUGACCCCUUUGUGGCAAUACAUUCCGACUCCAAGCUGUAAAAAAAAUAAUUGUGUCAUUUUAAAUAAAAAUACCAGUCAUA
Messenger RNA from Solea solea (common sole), 1599 nucleotides. Its product is annotated as alpha-amylase-like. NCBI's taxonomy places the organism in Eukaryota, Metazoa, Chordata, Actinopteri, Pleuronectiformes, Soleidae. Gene Ontology annotation, molecular function: alpha-amylase activity; cation binding. The transcript has 9 exons. Bases 20 to 1558 code for a protein of 512 amino acids. Gene Ontology annotation, biological process: carbohydrate metabolic process. The record is from RefSeq and is a predicted model, not a curated record.